AAGAAAUAUUUGCAAAUUUUUACCAAUAUGAGUACUCGUACCAUUUACAGUGUGCUUUGUCUCUGGUGUCUAUUGAGUAGAUCAUAUCAUAAUGCAAUUGUGUGGAUCAUGUUCUCAUGUUCAGUACGUGGCACUGAAUAACAUAACUGAUUCCAGUGCCUGGCUUGAGGCUUAAAUCCCAACCAAACAAAAAAAAUAUGAAAGAUUGUGUGGUGAGGAAUCUAAAAGUCCUGAAUAGUGAACCCUUAUCUAACUGUAGGAUUGUUAAUAUAUAGGAUAACACUAUUAUUACUACAGUACUGUAUUUGUAUAAUAUUCUUGUGACAUUAUCCUACAGCAUUUUAUGAUCCUGUAUCCAAAAAGUGCAGUACCCCAUGGGCUUGAAUCUAACAUAAACAGUAUUGAAUUUUGAGAAAACACUUUGAAUUUUCUAGUGGGUUGGUCUCCAAAGAUAUCUGGUAUAGCUUGUUCACUGUUUGACUGAAACUGGCAGAAAGUAUACAAUACUGUAGUACAGUUCAAUAACUAUUGUAAAGUUGGGUAACACUAGACUUAACACUUAGAAAGGUGUAACACUAUUGGUGUAAUGUUUUAUCAUUACGUUCUUUUUGGCAACAAUAAACAGAGUAUGGUAAUUAAAAAUAUAUAUUUGCAUGAAUGUAGUUUACAGUGGUUUGAUGAUGAAGUGCGAUGAAUGAUCUGACAGCAUGAUAACCAAGCGAGUGUUACAGUGUAUGCUGAUGAACGUCAAUGCCGUUGGAGAUGGUGUACAGUAUAUCCAGUGUGUUUGCCCCUGGACCUCUAGUGAGGUUGAUUUGAAGGCCUAGUACAUUAAACAUGGAUUUUGAAGACCAAAGAAGAAUAUUUGCCAUGAACAUGGGUGGCCAUCCCAUGGCAAAUCAUCACGCAGCCAGUCAACAAGCUGUGCAACAAGCAGCAGCCCAGCAAGUAGCAGCUCAGCAAGCAGUUCAGCAAGCAGUUCAGCAAGUAGCACAAGGACCACCACCUCCCCUUGCCAGGAUCCUGAUGCCAGAGGCCUCUUUGCCUAUGGUGGUUGGCUCUCGUCCCGGGCACAUGAACACCAUGGCCACAGUCACAACACAGAUGGCUGGCACACAGCAGAUUACUAUGCAUCAUACUGUGCACCAGCAGCAGCUUGCUCACCACCAACAGCAACAGCAUCAGCAGCAGCAGCAGCAAGCAGCCCAGCAACAAGUGGAACAGCAGCAAGUAGCUCAGCAGCAACAGCAGCAAAUAGAGGUGUCUGUAGGCAUGGCAGAUUCCAGUGGAGAAUCUGUUCCAUCCUUGGUAGGAGUUUUGGAGGAGGCAACAGUAGAUGUUAAGAGAGUAGAACUACAAGACACUUUAGUGGUAGAUAGAUGCAGCGGUGAAGUAGUAGAUGGGGUAGCAGCGGGACACAGUAAUGCAGAUCAAUCCCGCUGGUGUUUGGUGUGUGAUAAAGGCCUCCCAACUCAAGAAUCUCCCCAAGAAUAUGUUGACCUUUAUAAAGCCACGAUGACAGUUAGUCAGCGGAAGUUGUCUGCAAUGUUAGGUCGUUUGGUGGGAUUAACUCUCUACAAGGCUCACAGUGAUGUUUUGUGCCGACGUUGCUAUGCUCUAGUGGAUCAAGUUGAUGGACUUGAAAUUGAAUUAGCUGAUACCAAAAUGGAGUUGGUACAACAGUACGAAGCAACUAUUUCUCAUCGACAACCACAUGCCAAAAGGGAUAUUGAAAGACCCACAUUAGAAGUCGAUGUAGAAUGGGAAGAAUCGAAUGAAUCGGAAGUGGUAGACAAUGAUGAUGAUGACCCAGAUUGCACGGCAUCUGGUGCCAAACGCAAGAAGAAAACAAGAAAAACAAAACGUAAAGGAGUUCGGCCACGCAAAGUCAAAUUAACUACUAAAAUUAAGCUUGAUUCAGUUAAUGAAGGUGGCGAUGUUGAUACUGAUGGCCGUCCUAGAAAAAGAGGUCGUGGUCGGCCUAGGAAAAAAGACAAGGAAGAAGAUGAUUAUAUUCCUCCCGGUGCACCUACCAAGGAUUGCCCUGCUUGUAAAAAGGUUCUUCAUGCUAAGAAGUACCUGAUUCAUCUCUCGACCCACCGCCUCUUCCCAUGCCCAUUUUGUGAAUCGGUUUUCAAGAGAAAGGAUAUCAGAACCCAUCUGGCUGAGGCCCAUCAAGAAGAAGUCUUCUAUCCAUGUUCUAAUUGUGACAGCAUCUUCGAUGCUUUCACAGACUUACGGCAACAUUGUCUUGUGGUUCACAUUGGCGUUCUCCAAGAGAAGCACCUAUGUACUGUAUGUAAAAAAUCAUUUUCGAGUUCUGCAACAUUAAAAAUGCAUACAAAGACUAUCCAUAACAAGAUAUUUAACUUCAAGUGCCCUGUCUGUGGUGAAAUAUUUAAUAGGAAAACUAACAUGCAGACUCACCACAAAAGAGUGCAUCAGGGAGUAGAAGUUAGACGAUUGCAGUGUGACAUGUGCAAAAAGAGAUUCCUUUGUCCAAGUGAGUUGCGUAAACAUGUGGAACGUGUUCACCUGAAAUUAAGGAGUAAUGAAGUUCCCUGUUCAAUUUGUGGAAAGCCAUUUGGGGAAUUAAGAGACAUGAAAAUUCAUUUGAGUGCUGUGCACACUAAAGAUACUGAAUAUCCGUGUUCGGAUUGUAAAAGGGUGUUUUAUCGUUUUAGUGAUAUGGUAAAUCAUAAGCGUCGAAUGCAUGGAGGCGAGGAAGUUCGAAAGCACCUCUGUCCAACAUGUGGGAAAGGAUUCUGUAGUAAAAGUGACCUUAGAACUCAUACUAAUGUUGUUCAUGAUGAUACCAAAAAACAUGUUUGCAAUGUUUGUAAUAAAGCUUUCAAGGUUGCUUCUCAUCUCACAUAUCACAAGAGAAAGCAUACAGGAGAAACACCUUUUCAGUGUCCAUAUUGUAGUAAAUCUUUUAGUGGACCAGGGAGUAUAUCAGUACAUGUAAAAAAAGUGCAUAAGACAGUUUAUAUUGGUGUAGCACAGCGUCGUAAACUCAACCUUCCAGAGACUGCUCCUCUACCACCACCUGGCAUUCUACCCAAAAAUGUGAAGCCCAAGACAUGCACAACAGCGAAGAAGACCUUAAAGCAAAAACUCAUAUUUUCCAAGAAAACCAAGUCAUGCCUUGUUCCUGUGGUUAAUGUGAUCCCAGACAAGACAGUACAUCAUCAUCAUGUCUUACCUUAUCAACUAUCAGAAUCAUCUGCUGUUCAUUCAGUUCCUUCCACUAUGCACUCUACAGUUCAUUCAUUAGCACCAGUUAUUGGUUCUUCAUUUACAAGCAACUCAUUUCUUAAUUCAGGUCUUGGGACAACAAAAGUGUUGUCCAGUGACACACUUGUGCAACAUAACGCAUCCAUUCAAAAUGAUUCUCAUAUUCAAAGCACUGGUAUUCUCCAGAAUAAUCAAAUCCUCCAAAAUGACCAUGUUUUUCAAAACAAAUGUGUCUUCCCAAAUAAUGAUUCAACUAUUAUUUGUCACCAGGGAUUGGGUGAUAUCAUCAUUAUAUAGACUUGCAGAUUUCAACAACAAACCCAAGUGAUGCUCUGACUCUGGUGCCCAUGAUUGUGCAACUCCUUCAGGAACCCUCGGGAUGGGUAGCACUUGAGAGCCAAACCUACAUGUAUGGAUGGUUUCAAGUGUCCAUGCUUGAGUACAAUGGGGAAGUUUUUCUUUUCACCAGCAUGAGCCAAUACUCUGGUCAGUGGUCUUCCCUGUUAACCGUUCAACUGCUCAAAUUAACCAAGGGCCAGAUUCACGAAGUAGUUACACAAGUACUUAUGAACCUGUGCAUCUUUUCUCAAUCUUUGGUGGCUUUGUUUACAAUUAUUAAACAGUUAAAGCACCAGGAGGCUGUUUAUAA
Messenger RNA from Procambarus clarkii (red swamp crayfish), 3886 nucleotides. Its product is annotated as zinc finger and SCAN domain-containing protein 12. NCBI's taxonomy places the organism in Eukaryota, Metazoa, Arthropoda, Malacostraca, Decapoda, Cambaridae. The record is from RefSeq and is a predicted model, not a curated record. Gene Ontology annotation, molecular function: DNA-binding transcription factor activity, RNA polymerase II-specific; RNA polymerase II cis-regulatory region sequence-specific DNA binding.